Oikopleura dioica is the source of this 681-nucleotide messenger RNA. NCBI's taxonomy places the organism in Eukaryota, Metazoa, Chordata, Appendicularia, Copelata, Oikopleuridae. The record is from the annotation of a GenBank genome assembly.
AUGAAAGGGGACAUAGAUAGCCCAUAUCAAUGCCGAUUUUUAAACGCUGAAACCCGUGAAUCAGUACUCGACGAUAUCAAGAAACAGCUCCACGAUGAGCGCAGAAAGAUGUUCGUCAAGCAGCAAGAUUUGCAGCGGAGGAAGAACGAGCUGGUUACGCUCGUGAGAACGAAAUACCCCGACAGCAAAGAAUACUCGGAGAAAGCCGAUGGAAGUGCCAUUUUCAGCUCCGUUCCGAUUCCAGGAUCUUCCGGAGCUGAAGUUGAGAAAGCAGAAGAGAAUGAGAAGGAACUUCCAGAUGAGAAACCAGACGAUCGACUUCAAACAUCGAGAAAUGAUGGCGAAACUCGGGACAGUGGUGAUGAAGCUUACGAUCCCGAGAACGCUACUUUUAGCGGAGGCUACGCCGACUGCUACGAUGGCGAUUCUGAUUUCUCCGGUGGUGGGCACCUUCAUCAGGACCUCGCCGAUUUGGACAUCGACAACGACUUUGAGGGUGACACUACCGACGAUGAAACUGACACGGACCCAGAGGAAGAUCAUGAGCCUGGCCUCCUUGAUGAUGAUGAGGAUUAUGACCAUCAGGACUUCGGCAACCUCGAUGGUUUCACCGAGGAGGACAUGAACUACGACAAGCACGAUGAGUACGAGACUGGCCUCUACGCUUGGGAUCGAAUUUAG